AGACAUUGCUGUUGCUGGCGUCUCGUAAAAUCGUAGAAUCAAUCGGCGGCGCGCGCGACAGGUCGGUCAGUCGGGAAGAUGUAAUAUAUCGCUCGCCCUUUCUCGCUUCUGUCUUUUUGCCGACGAGAUACCGCGGAGCAUCGUCCGCGCGACUCCUCCGUUCGAGAAACACAUAUAUAUCCUCAAACAUGAACGGACAGGUGCAUUCGUCGCGGGAGAGGUUAGGUGGUUUCGGUCCCGGCAGUUUUGGACUAUUUUCCGGGAUGAUCCCAGAUCGUGUACCGGCUAUACAAAUUCCUAUCUCGGAUCGUGGUUUUGGAUCAUCCGAGAUGCCAUUGGACGACGCUAUGGCCGCUACGGAGGUCGACAGCAGAGUCAAGACUAAAUUGCUCUCCAUGUGGAACAAUGUUAAAUAUGGCUGGACAGUGAAGAUAAAGACAAACUUCUCUAAAGAAUCUCCAGUAUGGUUGCUGGGUCAAUGUUACCUGAAAAAAUCGGAGGAUCCCUUGGAGAGGGCGUCGGAAGCUCUGGAGCCGGUUGGAACAGGGAGUCAGGUUUCCUUGGCGAUGGACGCCACCAACUUCGAGAAUACGAUAGAGGAAUUUAAGAGAGAUUUUGUAUCACGCAUCUGGUUAACAUAUAGACGAGAAUUUCAGACACUGAACGGCUCCACCUUCACCACAGACUGCGGCUGGGGCUGCAUGCUGCGCAGCGGGCAAAUGAUGCUAGCGCAAGCGUUGGUCUGCCAUUUUCUCGGACGGGAGUGGAGAUGGCGAUCGGAACAACCGAUGGACACUCUUCAAGAGAUGCUGGAUGACCGUAAUCAUCGAAUGAUUAUUAAGUGGUUUGGCGAUCAAUCAGAAUCUCCGUUCUCCAUACAUAGACUCGUACUGCUGGGUGCUGCCGCGGGAAAACGUGCGGGCGACUGGUACGGUCCCUCCUCGGUCGCGCAUCUUUUGAGUCAGGCUGUGGAAUGCGCAAGCAAGCAACCCGAUAGUAAACUCGACCAAUUGGCAGUAUACGUUGCACAGGAUUGUGCAGUAUAUUUGCAAGACGUUGAGAGUGUUUGUCGCACUCCCGAUGGUAAAUGGAAGGCGCUGGUGCUGUUGGUGCCUCUGCGACUCGGCGCCGACAAACUGAACACCGUCUACGCGCCCUGUCUGACAUCGUUACUAACAUUGGAUACGUGUAUCGGCGUAAUCGGCGGUCGACCGCGACACUCGCUCUAUUUCAUUGGCUAUCAGGAUGAUAAAUUGAUUCAUCUGGAUCCGCAUUAUUGUCAGGAGACUGUAGAUGUGUGGAAAAAUGAUUUUCCGUUGACAAGCUUCCACUGCACAUCGCCGAGGAAGAUGUUGCUCUCGAAGAUGGACCCUAGUUGUUGCGUAGGCUUUUACUUUCCCAAUAGGGAAUCGCUCACCGAUUUUAUGGAGACGAUUCGACGAUUCGUGAUACCGAAUCAGAAGACGAACUAUCCAAUGUUUCUGUUCUGCGAGGGAAGCGGCAAAGAUCUCCAGCAUGGUAUCGAGGUCGUCGAAGGUCUCUUGCCGUCAACGAGUCCGUUCGUCAAUCACGAGACACCGGAGGACGAGCUGUAUGAGUCUGAAGAGUUCGAGUUACUGCAAUAAGAUAAAAAAAGGGAGGAAAAAAGAACAAACAAGUGAUAUUCAAAUGAAUAUCGAGCAUACUCUCGCGAAAAUAUCUUUACUCAUAAGCGUCCAACAUUUUUUCGCGGCAGUAUUCUUUAUAUAUUCGUUCCUCUGUAGCAAAUGUAAAAAAACGUCGAAACAAACGUGAGUCGAAUAUUAUAUCGGAAAGAUAAAAUCGGAGUGCAUGCGGAGAGCAUCUCCAUGAUCUCAAUGCGUGUUUGAGGAUAAGAUUCGAGUUUCACGCAAUGACCAGUUAUUGUUACUUACAAGGUAAGAAGUAAAGAAAGAGCAAGAUAUUAUUCCCGACGAUGUUCUAGUACAACUUAAUCGAUUAAACUGACCGUAUAUUUUUUCGAUCAUCUAAUAUGUAUAUAUUAUGCGCAAUGAGAAUGCACAAUUUUUCUCAUCUGAUUAUACACGAUCUCGAAAUACGUUGAUCGUUUUAUUAUUCAUUAAUUAAUAAGUAAUAUUAACUUGAUAUAACUUAAUAUCAUAAUAAUUCAGUAACAAUCAUAUUUAUUUAUUUCGCAUGUGUAUACAAAGCGGAAACGUUCAUAAAUAUUGAAACAAUUUUGCGAAGACGCGCAUUUCAUUGAAUUUAAAUCAAGAGAAUAUAUGUUUGUAACAAGUUUUUGCUAAAUUCUCUCUAAAAUAUAUGAAACGAAAGUCCGCGCGGAUAUAAGAGAACGCGACAGUUCUCACAAGUCUGAUUUACUUAAAGAAAAACAUAAUAAAGCAUUAAUUUAUUUAUUUAUUUAUUUUUUUACGACUGAAGUCCUGAGUAAUUUCUGCCUUGAAAAAGGAAUAACGAAGGAUUCGUUAGGAACGUGAGCAUGGCAUAUACAGGGUGAAGCAGCUAAUAGUGUACGCCUAAAUAUCCGUUUAAGAAAGAUCUGACAUCUGUAUCUAUUUAUACAUAUAUCUAUAAAUAAAAGAAUCGAUAUUUAAAAAUAUGUAUGUACCUAACGAUAUGUUAAUGAAAUUUUCGAAAUUUCAAACACUUUUACUCUUCUUAAAUGAAUUUUUUCUCUAUUAUUAUAUAGUCCUAUCUUUAAAUUGUACUUUAUCUUUAAAAAUAUUUUCGACAAUACGACAAGAAUGUCUAAAGUAGAAGAAAGUAGAAUAUAUAAUAGGAUAUAGAAAAUUAAUUACUUAAUUUUUCGCAUUUCGAGAUUAUUCAAGGGUUAAGAAGCAAAAGAAAGAAGUAUAUAAUAACAGUAUAGAAGCAGAUAAUACUCAAGUGUGAUGACAAAUAAAAAAAAAAUCUAUAAUUCUAAACAUAUAUAAUAAAUCUCUAUAUAAAAAUAGAAAAGUAAGAAUAAAAAAGAAGACUAGUUAAAAAAUCAUUUAGAUGUAUUCUAUUGGAGAGAUAUGCCUCACCCUGUAUACAUAUAUAUAUUUACAUAUAUAUAUGGGAAUAUUGUACUUAUAUUGUUAAAGCUGUACACGCGUAAUAUUGAACGUUGUUAUAUAUCUCUCUUACAUCGAUAACGCUAUAUACGUUGGAAAUAAAGUGAGAAAUGUGUGGCGAUUACAUGGCGAUUAAUCCUAGAAUCACUACUUUGUACUAUACCUUGAACUUUGGCCAAGCAAGUUAACUCGCAAAUACAUACUAUAUUCAUAAAAAAAGAUAAUCGCAAAAAGAUAACCGACGCAUAGCUCGCGUUUAUUUCAAUACUCAACUUUGUUUCAGCUCACUUUGCAAAAGUCUAACUAAAAAUUAAUACGACACGGUAAACAUAUACAGGGUGUCCCGAAAGUAUUCCAUUAAAUAUCGCGAAAAGUUUUUCUAAACCACUCGUAAAAAUUAUGUCUCGAUAAUUUCUUGCUAACUGUAAGGGAAAAAAUUCCUUUAUUAAAGGAACAUUUAGUACUUCUGGGACACUUUGUAUAUUCGUUACUGCUUUUAUAUAUAUAUAUAAUUGGCUAAUAGUAUAUGUAAUUCUCGCGCGCUAGGUACAGUUGUUACAAUAUGACUAUCGUUGCCGUUCAACAUAUUGAAUUAUUAUAAGAUCUCGUUGGAUUAUCUCGGUGUUGCGCGUCGAAAACAUCUAUUAUUGUCGAUACGAUAUCGCGUAUAUGCAAGUAAUGUGAUUCAUGCGUGUGUGCGUUUGUUGUAUGUGUGAAUGAGAAAGCAAAUUGCGCGCAACGUUAUAGUACGCGUUCUCUCUGUGUUAUUGCAGGACAAGAGUGCUUAUUAUUUGAGAUCGUGUGCGCGGUUCGCGAAUUGGAUAGAGAUCCCAGAUAGGUUUAAAUAGAUCUGUUUAUCUCAAUCUUUUAAUAUGUAAGAAUGUAGAAAUAUUCUUAGAUAUAAUUUUCGGACUCUAUCUAAUCUUGUUUUUUUCUACAUCUGUGUACGUGUGGAUCUAAUUUUCAAAUAUGUAAAAAUUAUAUAUAGAUUGAAAAAGAUAUAGCCCCACAAACAGAUCUAAACACAGAUCUAAGUAGACCUAUUUAAGGAUCAGAGAGAAAGAGGGAGGAUCUAUUCGAGAUGAUCAUCCGCGUACAUUUAAAUAUAUUUAUCUAAAAAAAA
Molecule: messenger RNA, 4179 nt
Organism: Formica exsecta
Lineage: Eukaryota; Metazoa; Arthropoda; Insecta; Hymenoptera; Formicidae
Gene: Atg4b
Product: cysteine protease ATG4D
Exons: 7
Coding region: 189-1625 (478 amino acids)
Molecular function (GO): protein-phosphatidylethanolamide deconjugating activity
Source: RefSeq, a predicted model, not a curated record